AUGUAUUCAACAAAUACUGGAAAAUUUACUACAGAAAAAACUGAUGGCGAUGAUACCAAUGAGAUUGGUUAUCGUCAAUCGAGGGAAAAUGAUCAAAUCGAUCAAAAGUAUGGAUUCGAACGUGUAAAAGAUACGCAGGAACGAACGGGAUAUUUAAUCAAUAUACACUCGACGAAAAUCUUGAAUGAAGAUCGCCGGCUAGUUGCUGCGUUGGAUAUGUAUUUCCUGCAAAUGGAUGGAAGUCGUUACAAAACAACGGUUAUAUACGCACCCUACCUCCUACUGAUAACGCGCGAUGGACACUCGCUGGAAGUGGCAAAGUUCUUAAGCAAGAAAUAUUCUGGUCAACUGUUGAGUGUCGAGCAUAUUCAGAAAGAAGAUCUCGACCUGCCGAACCACCUCAGUGGCUUAAAACAAAACAUGUUGAAACUUAGCUUUCCCAACACGACACAGAUGAACAAAGUAAAACGUGAUCUAAAUAAUGCGGUGCAGAAAAAUCGGGAACGAGAAAAAACCAAUACAUACUACAUGCAAAUGUUGAGUGUGUCCCUGUCGACGGCGAUCCGAUUUGAGGACGCGGAAGGCGAGGGUAGUAAACCCAAUCAGAACGUGGAUUUUUAUGAUUAUAUUGUCGAUAUGCGAGAGCAUGAUGUCCCGUAUCACGUACGAGUGUCAAUUGAUUUAAACAUUUUUUGCGGCACGUGGUACACGAUUCGCUGCCGCGGAUCAGACGAACCACCAAUCAUUACACCUCGACCGGAUAUUCUCGAUCGCCCUGAACCGGUCGUACUGGCGUUUGACAUAGAAACGACAAAGCUUCCCCUUAAGUUUCCCGAUGCUCAAACUGAUCAGAUUAUGAUGAUCUCGUACAUGAUUGAUGGGCAAGGAUAUCUGAUCACAAAUCGCGAAAUCAUUAGUGGAGACGUCGAUGAUUUCGAGUAUACGCCUAAGCCCGAAUUCGAAGGUAACUUCAUAGUUUUUAACGAAUCCAAUGAGCUAGGUUUGUUGCAGAAAUUUUUCGAUCAUAUUCUGGACGUGAAGCCGCACAUUUUCGUCACAUACAAUGGAGACUUCUUCGACUGGCCGUUCGUCGAAACUCGUGCUGCUGUAUAUGAUUUGGACAUGCGUCGAGAGAUAGGAUUCUCCAAAGCAAAUGGGCGCGAUGGCAACUAUUUGUGCCGUCCCGCUAUGCAUCUGGAUUGUCUAUGUUGGGUGAAACGAGAUUCGUACCUUCCCGUCGGUUCGCAAGGGUUGAAAGCAGUCGCUAAGAGUAAACUUCGGUACGAUCCGGUUGAGUUAGAUCCCGAAGAAAUGUGUCGAAUGGCGGUUGAGCAACCACAGGUACUGGCCAACUACUCUGUGUCCGAUGCGGUAGCUACGUACUACCUCUACAUGAAGUAUGUCCACCCCUUCAUAUUUGCUUUAGCGACAAUUAUCCCAAUGGAACCGGAUGAAAUUUUGCGUAAAGGUUCGGGAACUCUUUGUGAAUCGCUUCUGAUGAAGGAAGCAUUUAACGUGAAUAUCGUGUUCCCCAACAAGCAGAUUUCAGAGCUCAAUAAGCUUACCUCCGACGGGCACGUACUGGACUCGGAAACAUACGUCGGUGGACACGUGGAAGCUCUAGAAUCUGGCGUUUUUCGUGCUGAUAUUAGCACUCGCUUUCGAUUGGAUCCGGACAUGAUCCGUCAACUGCAGCAGAACGUAGACAAGGUGCUCGAGCAUGCAAUUGUCACCGAAGAAGGAGUUCCAUUGUCCGACGUAACGAAUUUGAAUGAAAUCAAGAGCGAAAUUGACUGUGCUUUGCAACAAUUGCACGAUAUUCCGACUCGCCUCGAACAGCCGGUUAUUUAUCACCUUGAUGUUGGAGCCAUGUAUCCGAACAUAAUCCUCACCAAUCGGCUUCAACCGUCGUCGAUGAUAAGCGAUGCGGAUUGUGCCGCGUGUGAUUAUAACAAACCGGACGCAAAGUGCAAACGAGACAUGGAGUGGUUGUGGCGCGGCGAAAUGCUCCCGGCAAGCCGUAACGAAUUCCAGCGCAUUCAACAGCAGCUUGAAACUGAAAAAUUCCCACCCCUCUUUCCUGGCGGGGCACAACGCGCCUUUCACGAAUUGUCGCGGGACGAUCAGGCGAACUACGAGAAGAAACGGUUGGCCGAUUACUGCCGCAAAGCGUACAAAAAAACCAAGGUAACGCGGUUAGAGACUAGAACGUCCACCAUCUGCCAGCAGGAAAACAGUUUCUACGUUGAUACGGUGCGUGCAUUUCGCGAUAGGCGCUACGAGUACAAAGCCCUCACUAAGGUUGCGAAAUCGGCCGUUGCGACGGCACAGAAGAGUGGCGAUGCUGGUGAAGUAAAAGCAGCCAAAGGGCGGGAAGUGUUGUACGAUUCGUUGCAACUUGCGCACAAGUGUAUCCUUAAUUCGUUCUAUGGAUAUGUCAUGCGAAAAGGAGCUCGGUGGCACAGUAUGCCGAUGGCGGGUAUUGUGUGUUUGACUGGCUCGAACAUCAUCACGAAAGCGCGCGAAAUCAUCGAACGAGUUGGGCGCCCGCUCGAGCUCGAUACCGAUGGUAUUUGGUGCAUCUUGCCCGCAUCGUUUCCCCAGGAGUUUACGAUACAAACAAACAACCAGAAAAAGAAAACAAUUAACGUAUCCUACCCAAACGCUGUCCUUAACACGAUGGUGAAAGAUCACUUUACCAACGAUCAGUACCACGUGCUGGAACGACCGCAUACCUCAGACGGCAGUGCGGCGGAGUACUCCAUUCGUUCAGAAAACUCCAUCUUCUUCGAGGUGGAUGGUCCCUAUUUGGCGAUGGUACUUCCUGCCGCAAAGGAAGAAGGCAAAAAGCUGAAAAAACGCUAUGCUGUAUUCAAUUUCGAUGGUUCGUUAGCAGAACUGAAGGGGUUCGAAGUAAAGCGGCGAGGUGAGUUGCAGCUGAUUAAAAUCUUUCAAUCGUCCGUCUUCGAAGCGUUCCUGCAGGGGUCUACCUUAGAGCAAUGUUACGCGUCGGUGGCCAAAAUAGCCGAUUAUUGGUUGGAUGUACUUUACAGCAAGGGGCACAAUAUGCCCGACAGUGAACUGUUUGAGCUGAUCUCCGAAAAUCGGUCCAUGUCACGGAAGCUCGAGGACUAUGGGCAGCAGAAAUCGACUUCUAUUUCCACCGCAAAAAGACUGGCCGAGUUUUUGGGCGACCAGAUGGUGAAGGACGCUGGACUAGCGUGCAAAUUUAUCAUCUCUCGCAAGCCGGAAGGUGCUCCCGUCACUGAGCGGGCGAUCCCGUUGGCGAUAUUUCAAUCCGAGUUGAGCGUAAGACGACACUAUCUUCGUCGUUGGUUAAAGGACAACACGAUGGGCGAUGCAGACAUCCGGGACGUGUUGGAUUGGAACUACUACAUUGAGCGUCUAGGAGGAACAAUUCAAAAGAUUAUUACAAUUCCUGCUGCACUGCAGGGACUGAACAAUCCCGUGCCACGGGUGCAGCAUCCCGAUUGGUUGCAUAAGAAAAUGCUCGAGAAAAACGACACACUAAAGCAGCGUCGUAUAAGUGAAAUGUUUAGCGCAGCUCCACCUAAACCAGCAACUUGCUCAAGCGAACCACCUGACGUGGAAGACCUUGUCCGUAAACAGUCCAAUGGUGGUCUUUCGGGCAUUCCCAUGGCCCACAAACGUCGUCGAGAAGGCUCUACGGAUGGGGAAGAGUGUCCCAGCGUUGAAGCUGCCGAAACCUUCCCGAAAACGUGGCGAGAUGCCCUAGGGAAUCCUCCUUCUCCCGGUACUAACCGCACCGAAUUAGUCGAGUGGCUACAAUUCCAUAAGCGCAAGUGGCGUUGGCAGUUAUCCCAGCGCAACCGCGACCGACGCGAUGUUCGCAAUAGCAAACGGCUUCGCACGGAAGUGGGCGAAAGUAUCACCGCUGGUGUAUCGUCACGAGCUACAACGUUGGGCGGAUUCCUGCGCAAAACGCAACGCUCAUUGAUUGAGCAAAGUUGGCAAAUCAUCCAGUUAUUGCCGGUCGACGAUCUAGGCAAUUUUACUGUGUGGGCCAUGGUUGGCGACGAGCUGCAUAAGAUUCGCCUAACGGUGCCGCGUAUAUUUUACGUAAACCAACGUACGCCUGCUCCUUCGGAAAACGUCGAAGGAGCAGGACGAUCACGGUCUAUGUGGAAAAAGGUCCACCGCGUGUUGCCCCGCGCACGGGCCGUGCAUCAUCUCUAUCAGUAUGUGGUACCGGAGCAAGUAUUUCGUGACAAUCGUUUGGGCUUGCUGGCUGAUCUGGCGACACCUGAUAUUGAGGGAAUUUACGAGACACAAAUGACGCUAGAGUUCCGGGCUCUCAUGGAUCUCGGCUGUGUAUGUGCAGUUCAGCGGUCAGAAGCACGAGCACUAGCAGCGUUGGCAACGAAGGAACUGGAUUCAUUUAACAUACAACAGCUCGAGAUGCGCGAUGUAUCUGUUACACCAUACUUGAAGCAUCCGACGAACGAUGGAAUAAACAUGCGCAAGAUAUUUCUUUACCAGCACGUAUCUCCGACGGGCAAGCGAGAAAUGUGGGGCCUAUUCUGUCCCGCUAAUAAGAAGGCUCUCAUCAUUGUCCUGGACACCGUUCGGACAAAUCAGCUUCCGACACUAAAAAAUUUGUACACGUCUGAGAGGACUGCUCUUCUGACAGGCGGCGAAGAUACGAUUGAAACAAUGUUACCACCGGCAGAUAUUUCUUUCGAUGUUUGCAUGGAGAUCGAUGCAAAGCAGGUGUAUCAGCGUAUAACGCGCGCUCUAACGGCGUACAAAGAUGAGAAGCGUGGCCCGACGCUGCUUUGCCUGCAGGUGGCAGUUGGAAUGCACAAGUUGAACCAAAUGCUCCCAAUAUGCCUAGAGUUUCCUGAAGCUCCUAUUCAUAUUGCCGACGAUGCAACGCUGUUGUACGGGCUUGAUUGGCAGCGGCAUGGUGCUCGGUCGAUGAUAAGACAUUUCCUUAAUUUGAGUCGCGUGCUACAGAUGAUGCUUGAGCAAUGCCGCUAUUUUCAGCUACCGCUAGGCAACAUGCCGCCCGACACGGUACUUUUCGGCGCGGAUUUGUUUUACGCGCGACUUCUCCAGCGACAUAACUUCGUCCUGUGGUGUUCCUCUGGUGCACGUCCCGAUCUCGGAGGGCGCGAAGCUGACGACAGUCGUUUGCUAGCUGAGUUUGAGGAUAACAUCUCGAUCGUACAAAAUCGGGCCGGACUGCAUCGUACCGUAUGCGUUGAGCUAAAUGUGGAAAGUUUAGCCGUUUCCGCCUUGCUCCAGGCGAGCAAAGUGCAAGAACUUGAGGGCACCUCCUCUGCAAUUACCUUCGAUGUCAUACCGCAAGCAUCGCUGGAAGAAAUGAUUGCUAAUGGAACUGGCGGGCAGCAGCUUUCUAGCUACGACGAAACGGCGCUCUGCAGUCAGGCAUUUCGGAUAAUGCGCACGAUGGUGAACACGUGGUUGCGCGAGGUGUCCGUCAAUCGUAACGUGUUUUCGGAUUUCCAGAUCAUUCAUUUCUACCGUUGGGUACGAUCCAGUCGGGCCCUUCUGUACGAUCCAGCGCUGCGACGUGCGCUCAAUACGAUAAUGCGCAAACUGUUCUUGCAGAUCGUGGCCGAAUUUCGGCGCAUGAAAGCGGAAAUUAUUUACGCCGAUUUUAAUAGGAUUGUGAUUGACACCGGCAAACGAACGAUCGUUGAUGCGAUCAGCUACACAGAUUUCGUGGUGCAAAACAUCCGCAAUCGUGAGUUAUUCCACAGCGUAUCGUUGUCCUUCCACCAGGCAUGGGAAUUUUUGCUGUGGAUUGAUCCAACGAAUUACGGCGGAAUAAAAGGAAAUGUACCGAAAGAAGCGAUUACAUCGGGGGAAACAAAUAGCCUCGAAACGCAAGAGGAGCCAGAUGAUGAAGAGCUGGCGCUGGAGAUGAACUGGAGCAUCUCUGAACAGCUGCCGGAGGAUAGAAAAUGUCGCGCGAAUUUUGAACGCUUUAUCGUCUCCUUUCUACAGACCAUGGUAGAAGGCGUUACCCCAGAAGUUGGACUCAAAAAAAUGGCAUGUAUGGCGUACGGAAUGGUACAAAAGAUGCACGAAGGAUGUGCACGUGGUGCGGACGGCCCGGCCUUGGAGUUUACAAAAGCUAUCACGCGGGCUUUGUCCGUUGGAAAAGAAAUCGAGGAACAAGUAACAACGAUGCGUCGCAACAUGCUGCUCCUCAUCGGGGUAGGCGAUUUUAGUGAUAAGGCCACAUGGAAGGAAUCCGUCAAAUCCUUCGUUCUCACCGAGGUCAUGUGUCGGGCAUGCAAUCACUGCCGUGAUCUAGAUCUUUGUAAGGACUCUCACCGUGCCUUAAAGGAUGGCAAUCAGCCCGUGUGGCUAUGUGCGCAGUGCAACGUAGAUUACGACAAUGUGGAAAUCGAAAUGCGACUCUUAGACGCGGUACAGCGGAAACUCAUGUCGUAUACGCUGCAGGACUUGCGUUGCGUAAAGUGCAAACAGAUCAAACGCGAAAAUCUAUCUCAGCGUUGUACAUGCACAGGAAGCUUCGAAAAUCUUAUCUCUGCGGCUGAGCUGCGCCGUUUGUUGCUAACGUUCCAGACGCUGGCCAAAGAAUACCACAUGCAGGUGCUAGAUGAAACAGUUCAGCACAUUUUAAACACAAGCGUCACUUCGAGGUAG
This is a messenger RNA of Anopheles nili, 6684 nucleotides long. RefSeq names its product DNA polymerase epsilon catalytic subunit 1 (gene DNApol-epsilon255). Gene Ontology annotation, molecular function: DNA-directed DNA polymerase activity; nucleotide binding; DNA binding. Gene Ontology annotation, cellular component: epsilon DNA polymerase complex; nucleus. The transcript has 3 exons. Lineage: Eukaryota; Metazoa; Arthropoda; Insecta; Diptera; Culicidae. Bases 1 to 6684 code for a protein of 2227 amino acids. The record is from RefSeq and is a predicted model, not a curated record. Gene Ontology annotation, biological process: DNA replication proofreading; mitotic cell cycle; leading strand elongation.